This is a messenger RNA of Thrips palmi, 1407 nucleotides long. Its product is annotated as metal cation symporter ZIP8-like. Gene Ontology annotation, biological process: zinc ion import across plasma membrane; intracellular zinc ion homeostasis. The transcript has 9 exons. NCBI's taxonomy places the organism in Eukaryota, Metazoa, Arthropoda, Insecta, Thysanoptera, Thripidae. Bases 16 to 1329 code for a protein of 437 amino acids. Gene Ontology annotation, cellular component: membrane. The record is from RefSeq and is a predicted model, not a curated record. Gene Ontology annotation, molecular function: zinc ion transmembrane transporter activity.
GACCACGGCGACGACAUGGCGGGGAGGCUGCUGCCCUUGCUGCUGCCCCUGCUGCUGGCGGUGCGGCCGGCGCAGGCCUCGUUCAACCUGACGUGGGGCGAGCUGAGGGAGGCGACGGGCACGCUGCACGCGCCCCGCGGCCCCGGCGCCAGCCUGGACGACCUGGUGCCCGCGUGCGGCGACUGGCACAGCCCCUACUCGCAGCGCAGGCCCAACGAGCCGUCGCUCUGCAUCACGCACCCCAACUGCACGCGUGCGUCAUGCCACCUGCUGUUCGAGCUGGACGAGGCGGUUACCGACCGGCCCACCACCAUCUCGCCACCGCUCUACAGCGACAAGCCCAGCCAGUCCGCAGUGUGGGGCUGGGGCAUGCUGUCCGUGGGCAUCAUCUCGCUGUCGGGCAUCUUCGGCGGCCUGCUCUGGCCGGUCCUCAACAGCCGCUACUACUCCACCGUCAUGAGGUUCUUGAUCGGCCUGGCCGCCGGCUCGCUCACCGCCACCUCCAUCUUCCAGCUCAUCCCCGAGAGUCUGAACAUGACGCAGCCCGGCAGCCAGAGCCACCUGGACACGGGGCUCAUCAUGCUGACCAGCAUCUGGCUGCUGUACUUCGGCGAGACGGCCUGCAAGAUCUUCUUCAGCCACGAUAAGGCUCCCCCUCUUUUCAUUCCCAAGGAUGCAGUUGCAGGGAUGGAGAAGGGGACGGUGGCGUUGAAGGACAUGUCCAACAACCACGUCGACGGCCACCUCCACCUCCCCGAGGCGGACGGCCUGCUGCCCACCCCCGCCGAGGCCAAGAAGAAGGCGUCGCACGGCCACUCGCACGGCGACGGCGGCAGCGGCCUGGCCGCCGUGGCCUGGAUGGUGGUGCUGGGCGACGGCCUGCACAACUUCGUGGACGGCAUGAGCAUCGGCGCGGGCUACACGCAGAGCAUCGGCACCGGCGUCUCCAUCAGCCUGGCCAUCGCCUGCGAGGAGUUCCCCCACGAACUGGGGGACUUCGCCAUCCUCAUCAACUCGGGCGUGUCGUUCCGACGCGCGCUCGCGCUCAACUUCGGCUCGGCCUGCACGGCGUUCGGCGGGCUGGUGCUGGGCGUGGUGCUCGGCGAGGUGCAGUACUCGUACCUCAUCUUCGCCUUCGCGGGCGGCCUCUUCCUCUACAUCGCUCUGGGCAGCCUGACUCCCGAGCUGAAGACCAUGGUCGACGAGGAGCUCGAGUCCAAAGGGCGCUCGUCCGCCGCCCUGGCCCUGAGCUUGCAGCUACUCGGGGUCGGGUUCGGUGCCACGGCACUGUACCUCAUUACAAGGUACAACGACAGCAUACGUGUAUGAUACACAUACAAUUACCAGCAACUUUUUUUAUUUUUUAUGUUAAAAUAUUUGUAAAUAAAAAUAACUGUAAUUUUAGAA